AUGACGAUGGUGAUGAUAGGUUGGAUUGAAGCAAUGGGAAAAUUACGUGAUAAUACUAUUCCAGACUCUGAAAAACCUGAACUAUAUAAAUCCACAGAAAAUGCAUGGGGUAGUAAAAGUGGACCUGUAUGGGGACAACGAGCGCAUUUGAUGGCUAAUGGAAAAGAUUUCUUUAAUGAAUUAAGAAAAUCUUCUUCAACAAUUGUUGUUCAGCAACAACAGUCACUUCUUCAACAACAACCUUCAAAUAAUGUUCAAUCAACCAAUAGACCUUCUACGCCAUCAUCACCUACAUCAUUAUCAUCAUCCACAUCGUCAUUAUCAUUGACAACAUUGUCGUCAUCUACAGUUACUACAACUGCUGCAACAAACACAACAGCUCCUUCAUCACCUACUACACCCACUACACCCAAAGAACGAAAUAUUAUUCCAGAAACCGUAAAAGUGGUGGUGUUUCAUCAAGUCAGCCAAAGAAAAAUAAUAUGGACAUCUAAUAUCAUAUAUAAUAUAUUAUGGUUUAUUAAUGUUUGA
Entrophospora sp. SA101 is the source of this 531-nucleotide messenger RNA. Lineage: Eukaryota; Fungi; Glomeromycota; Glomeromycetes; Entrophosporales; Entrophosporaceae. The record is from the annotation of a GenBank genome assembly.